Molecule: messenger RNA, 1554 nt
Organism: Ixodes scapularis (black-legged tick)
Lineage: Eukaryota; Metazoa; Arthropoda; Arachnida; Ixodida; Ixodidae
Product: F-box/LRR-repeat protein 7
Exons: 2
Coding region: 81-1082 (333 amino acids)
Biological process (GO): SCF-dependent proteasomal ubiquitin-dependent protein catabolic process
Cellular component (GO): SCF ubiquitin ligase complex
Molecular function (GO): protein binding
Source: RefSeq, a predicted model, not a curated record
UCCGAAAGGCCACCCUAACUGGGGGUACUUUUUCUUUCAUUUCACCAUGUGAUUCUCUUUGUGUGCGUGGAAUCAAUAUAAUGACUGCAUUUGAUGCGAACGGUCUGCCUGAUGUGGUGUUGCUGCAGAUUUUUCGAAUUCUCAAGUUUUCGGAUCUAUGCAAAGUCGGGAGGGUUUGCCGUCGCUGGUACACCCUUUCGCGAAGCCAGGCCCUGUGGACAUGCGUGGACGCCAGCGCCCCCAAGAUCAGCUCGACCCAGAUGGACAAGCUGGCGUCGGUGCUGACAGGCUCGGUGCGCUGGCUCUACGUCUCCAGCUUCCUGCAUCGGGGCCAGUUCCUGUCCCCCAAGGCGCUGUGUGAUCUGCGAUCACACUGCCCCGGCCUGUCAACGCUGGUUGUCGAAAAUGCACGGCUCACGACGCUCGACGAUUUUGCCCCCGUCACGGUGGCCGACUUCCCGGACACAUUGGAGACGCUGUCGCUGCGGCGCUCCUUUUUCCAGGCAGACCAGUUCUUCUCCCUCCUGGCUGUGCGCAACCUAAGUAUCCUCGACUUGAGCUUCUGCUGGUGCCUCUCGGACAAGGAUAUUCCCUUCCUCACGGAACUGCCCAAUCUGCGGGAGCUGUACCUUGAGUACUGUGAAGACAUCCGUGACACAGGUGUGGCACUCGUCGUGAGCCGUGGGCACAACUUGCGCACACUGGCACUGGACGGUACGCGAAUCACCAACGAAGCGAUCCGGACGGUGGCCGAGAAUGCCCACGGUUUGGAGCGGCUCUACGUCGGCAGCACGGCGGUCACUGACACGGGCGUCUUCCACUUGUGCCAGAGUAGGUUUCUGUCCCUGCGCGAGCUCUGCCUCUUCGGCACCAGGGUGACGGUGGAAGCGAUGAAGGCUCUAGCUGAGAGGUUUCCCCAGCUGCUCUGGCUCAACCUGGAGCAGACGCUCAUCGGCGUUGGGGACGACCCCUGCAACACAAAGGGGGCACUUCCAGACUGUCAGGUGCUUGUUGCGGGCUUGCCGUUUCACUUGGGUGCGGGAUGCAACCACUCAGUUGACCGACUACGACCGCACAAGUAGUCUCCCGUUUGAGACUGUUAAGGGACACAGGCUUGGUCUGCUCUCUGGCUAGGGUGGGCUACUGAAGGUACUUCAUUUCUAUUUCGCCGCAACUUGUCAUAUCCACGGGGUCUAGUGGAUCCUUGUGGUGGGUCGCAUGAGAGUUUCUGAUCUGAAGAGAGUCUUAUUUAUGGUGUGGUUUACAGUCUGUUUGUGUUCGAGUGACAUUUGUGUGUGUUGACAGGACUUGCGGUAUUUAUGGGCAACCUUUCAGCGUCAUGAUGUUGCGACAGGUGCGCGAGAAGCUGAUCGAGUUGCUAGAACCUUUUAUGAGACGACGCUAUCGCUGGGCGUAUUGCUUCGUUUAAAAUUUAUUGUGCUGUAUAGUGAGCAAUUCUUAAAAUCCUUAGGUGAUAUUAUUCUUAAAGGGAUACUUCAACGAAAUUUGAAAUAUUCCCGUCGUGUCCAAAAAUAGGUUGAAUAUGAUCCACAA